Messenger RNA from Atta colombica, 2823 nucleotides. RefSeq names its product leucine-zipper-like transcriptional regulator 1 (gene Lztr1). Lineage: Eukaryota; Metazoa; Arthropoda; Insecta; Hymenoptera; Formicidae. Gene Ontology annotation, molecular function: protein binding. The record is from RefSeq and is a predicted model, not a curated record. The transcript has 10 exons. The coding region runs from base 187 to 2559 and encodes 790 amino acids. Gene Ontology annotation, cellular component: Golgi apparatus.
UCAAGUUCUGUGCGAUGGCUUAAGACCGGACGGCGUUCACCGUCUCUUUCGGUGCGCGUCAAGUAGCAUCAAAUCGUCGAGCAUUCGCAAACGAAGCAGCUCUUCUUGCGCGUUCUUUUCGCGCAAGGGUUAAUACUCCAACGCGAAGGAGUAUCAUAGGUUAAGGUCCGUUUCUUCCGCUGUUGAAUGAGAAAUCGCGUCCACGAUCGUGCGAAAAUGGACAACGUGAUGACAACGCCGAUAACCGCUGAGUGCGCGGAUGCAAUGACCCUGAAUUUCGGCCCAUUCGAGACGGUGCAUCGGUGGCAACGCAUGCCGGAGUGCGCCGAGUUCGUCGGUGCCAGACGCAGUAAGCAUACUAUGGUAGCGUACAACGAUGAUAUUUACGUUUUUGGUGGCGACAAUGGUAAGAGGAUGCUGAAUGAUGUAUUGCGCUUUGAUGUGAAAGAGAAAUCUUGGGGCAGAGCGUUAGCUACUGGCAUACUACCUGCACCACGCUACCACCACUCUGCAGUCAUCCAUGGGUCAUCAAUGUUUGUAUUCGGUGGUUAUACUGGAGAUAUACACUCCAAUUCCAAUCUUAGUAAUAAGAAUGAUUUGUUCGAGUAUUGCUUUCUGACUGGUCAUUGGACACCAUGGAGAUUUGAUGGAAAGGCCCCAGUACCUAGGUCUGCUCAUGGUGCCGCUGUAUAUGAUAACAAAUUAUGGAUAUUUGCGGGCUAUGAUGGCAAUGCUAGGUUGAAUGAUAUGUGGACAAUAUCAUUGUUGCCUGGCGAAAUUAAAACGUGGGAGGAGGUCGUUCAAGUCGGUGAACGUCCACCGACAUGUUGCAAUUUCCCCGUCACAGUAGCUCGAGAAUCAAUGUUCGUUUUCAGCGGACAGAGUGGAGCUAGGACAACUAAUAGUCUCUUCCAGUUUCAUUUUAAGGAAAAGCGGUGGACGCGCAUAUCGACGGAGCACAUAUUGCGUGGCGCACCACCACCACCCGCAAGACGAUACGGUCACACGAUGGUCAGUUUUGAUCGUCAUCUUUAUGUUUUUGGUGGUACGGCUGACUCGGCUUUGUCCAACGAUCUUCAUUGUUACGAUCUCGAUACGCAAACGUGGAAUGUUAUUUUACCGUCCAUAGACAGUCAGGUACCAUCCGGUCGACUUUUCCACGCCGCUGCCGUGAUCGGAGAUGCAAUGUUUAUUUUUGGGGGAACCGUGGACAAUAACAUACGCUCUGCAGAGAUGUACCGCUUCCAGUUCUCAUCUUAUCCCAAAUGUACGUUACACGAUGAUUUCGGCAGGCUGCUGAACUUGAGCCUCUUCUGCGAUGUGGAAUUCAUAGUGGGCGAGCUGGAGACUAAGAUACCGGCGCAUAUAGCCAUGGUGGCGGCGCGUUCGCAAUUUCUUCGGACGCUCAUUCGACAAGCGCUCAAAAAACGAGAUAAACAAAAACUUAUUGAUGUGCCCACUAACGAAUCCUCGCUACUGGAGGUGAAAUUAAAAGACGCUGUACCGGAAGCUUUUAAAAUGGUGCUGAACUAUAUUUAUACAGAUCGUAUCGAUCCUACUAAAAGACUAGAUGACAAGAUUGAGGACCCACAGAGUAAUCGCAUCGUACUUCUUAUGAUAGAUGUCUAUCGCCUCGCCGAGCAGUUCCAUAUGAAACGCUUAGAACAGUUGUGUGUUAAUUAUCUCGAAGCAACUAUAAGCCACACGAAUGUCUUGGAGGCAUUAUGCAACGCCGUACACUUGAAAUUAUACUUCAUAAAGGAUUUUUGUCUCAGUUUCGUCGUGAAAGAAAAUAAUUACAAUCUAAUCGUGAUGAGUCGGGAGUUCGAGACUUUAGAUCAGCCGCUGAUGGUGGAGAUUAUCAGGCGACGGCUAAUGCCGCAAACUAAAACUAUUACGAAGUACGAAUCUGUCACUGGUAGGUAUCAUGCGCGACACACGUUUAUCAGAGUAGUCUCUUAUGAAAUUUACUUGUUAGGAACUAACCUGGAGCAAGACAUGGAAGCAUUUUUAAAGAGCUUCGGUCAGGAAUUUUGUGAUAUCACAUUGGAGUUAAACGGUAGAUCGAUACCGGCGCAUAAGGCCAUCCUCGCGGCACGAUGUGGUUACUUUGAAGGACUGUUUCGAUCCACGCCAGGAAAUAAUACGGCAAACGUACAAAUUGGCGAGACGAUACCGUCAUACGAUUCAUUCUACUCUUUACUGAAAUAUAUUUAUUAUGCGAAUGUCUCGAUGCCUCCAGAGGAUUCUCUAUAUCUGUUUGCUGCAUCGGAAUAUUAUAGUUUCACGAAUAAUCGACUCAAAGUGUUUUGCAAACAAAAUCUCGAAAUGAACGUCACUUUCGAGAAUGUUAUACCGGUUUUAGAGGCAGCUGAGAGGACGCAAAAUAUCGAUAUGAAAAAGUAUGCCCUCAAUCUGAUAGUUCAUCACUUUAGCGAGGUUGCCAGGCUGCCAAAAUUGAGAGAAUUAAGUCGCGAGCUCUUAUUGGAUAUUCUUGAUGCUUUAGCUGAUGAUCGCAGCGAUGCUAGAACGUGUCAAGAUAUGACUACUGAUUGCUGACUACGGAUUUCUAUUUCAGAUCGUCGUCCAUGUAAUUGGGAUUUACCAUCGCCGUGCAGUUUCCAAGAAUUAUGCCGGGUGAAUUUCAUCCUCAUAGGACGAACGGUUCUGUUUGUUGGUAACUGUUAUCUCGAUCACACGGCUAAAUCUUGCCUGACAUCAGACAUACAGACUUUGCUACCAUUGUCGAUUCAGGAUGAGUCAUCCUCAUCGUCAUCAUCCUCAUCAUCCUCAUCAUCGUCAUCGUCAUCAUCCUCAUCAUCA